CCCUCGCAGGCCAUCCCUCCCCAACCACCUUUGGCCGGCCACCCACGCUGCGCCGCCCGUCCACCCACGCUGCGCCGCCCGUCCACCGGCCACCCCUUCUCCCCUAGCACGCCGGCAGCCGCCGCUCCACCACCUUCUCUCCCUUCUCCCCUAGCACGCCGGCAGCCGCGCUCCUUCUGCGACACUUCAGCUCCCACCCGCGCGCGCGAUAUAUAGACGUCCCCCCGCCGCCCCUUCCACCAGCGCCGCCGCCGCCUGCUGGCGAAAACCUCUAAUCCCUCAUCGCUGACCCUUGCCGUCCGUGGCGACGGCUCCGUCCCCCCUCCCACCUGUGGCUAGCUACUAGGUCACUAGCCGAAUCCGCUUACUAGGUCAUCGUCAUCAUCAGCCGCCUGCCCACAGUGUCCGUCUUGCCGCUACUUGACGUUUGCGACCUAGUCCGCCGUCGCUGUCCUCGGGAAUAGAAGAAAAGGAGAGGGAAAAAAGGAAGAAGAGGAAAAAGGGGAAAAGGAGGGAUUUCGCGGAGUUCAUCUGAUCAUUACAAAUUCACAUUCUUCGCUGCAGGGGCUGUUCUAAUAUGGGCCUCUGGAGAAUGCUUCAGCUGCUUGUGCGGUUUGCCAAUCCACGAUAGACAUGGGGCUUGUGUCGAUAUGAAGGAAUAAGUGAUCGUCUUAAGACAAUUUGGAACAACAGAGGGCAUGGUAAACCUGCUACCUGAAGAUGUACUCACCAACAUCAUUCGCCUUCUUGCACCACGCUAUGUUGCUAUAUCCCGUAGCGUCUGCAAGACCUGGUGUGCCAUCAUUGAUGCCCGCAACCUUCUGCGUGCGGACCUCCUCCCACGCUCGGUGCGUGGAAUAUUCAUUAACUUCAAUGAGUUAAGCAUGUCAGAAUUCUUCUCCCGCCCCUCAAAAGGCCGAACGGUAUCUGGCAACUUUAACUAUUUGCCUCUCGGGUCCCGCAUCAUAGGCCACUGCAAUGGGCUUCUCUUGUUUUGCAACUAUGUGGUUAACCCAGUCACACGGCAGUCAGCUCCGCUGCCCCCAUGCACAAGCCCAAAUAUUGUCAUAGAGCACUUUGUUUGCAGGGAGUACCUUGUAUUUGACCCCCAAUUGUCACCACAUUAUGAGGUAUUCAUGAUCCCUCGUGUCCGAUGCUAUGGGAGGUAUGAAAUGUUAAAUUCUGAUGGUGAAUUAGACCCUGCAAUGGAGGGAUUAGAAUGGCCACCAUCGCCUUGGAUCCUGAACGUGUUCUCAUCAAGGACAAAGGUGUGGGAGGAGAGGUCAUUUGUUCGAGAAGGGGAGGCUGCAGGGAAUGUUGCUGACAGGCGGUUGGAUUCUUCAUGUGUUCAGGACAAUUCUGUCUAUUGGCGGGGAGUACUUUAUGUAAAUUGCCAAACCAAGUUUGUUAUGAGAAUAUCAUUGUCAAAUGGAUCAUACCAAGUAAUCAAGCCACCUGUAUAUUUUGAAAGGAUGGAAUGCACAGAUCUUUAUCUGGGAAAAUCAGUGAAAGGAGUGCACUGUGCUUUGUAUGGCUUUCCAUCCAGUUUUUGGAUUUAUAUUCUUGAUGAAUCGAGUGGAAGAACGGAGUGGGUAUUCAAGCAUUCCUGUGAUAUUCAGCCAUAUCAAAGAAUCGAUGGGUGUGGACCCUGGACUUUACAAGAUAUUAACAGUCAGGACUGGUCCAAUAAAUUUGAAGAUGGUAACGAAGAGGCAAUAGUACAGGAGAAGUUCGAAUGGGACUCAGACAAUGAUAAUGUUAUUGACACCAUAAGCAGGGGCAAUCAUCUCUCUCGUCGUGAUAUUACUUUUCUUGGAUUUCACCCGUACAAGGAGGUUGUCUUCUUGAGUGACACAUUGAGACGAGGAUUGGCGUACCACUUAAAUAGCUCAAAGAUUCAAGACCUGGGCAAUAUCCAUCCAACACAUUAUGGAACAGAGAUGGGCAUUCAGCCAUUUAUACAAGCAUCUUUUCCAUACACACCCUGGACGGGAGUGUUUCCGGAAGACAAUUAAUUUUUCCUUGAAGAUUAUGAUAUACCACUGCGUACAAGGCAUUAGUGCCCAGGACAAGCUGUCAGGUGCUAGUUUGUAUAGUGAGGUUUGCAAGUUCUUCAUUGUAUCCAACGAGUAAAGAGUUUGUUACCGUUGCAUCAGCUCUUGCUGUGUUCUACCGAAUGCCAGCUAUAACGGAAGUUUAGCUAUUUCAAAUUUAUAGGCAUGCAACAACCACCACCAUGAAAAAUGUAUUGAUAGUGCAAAUAUUAUAAAUAUUAUUACUGUAUUUUUUAUAAA
Panicum virgatum (switchgrass) is the source of this 2294-nucleotide messenger RNA. RefSeq lists its product as uncharacterized. The coding region runs from base 699 to 2015 and encodes 438 amino acids. Gene Ontology annotation, molecular function: protein binding. The record is from RefSeq and is a predicted model, not a curated record. The transcript has 4 exons. NCBI's taxonomy places the organism in Eukaryota, Viridiplantae, Streptophyta, Magnoliopsida, Poales, Poaceae.